Molecule: messenger RNA, 702 nt
Organism: Phytophthora infestans T30-4
Lineage: Eukaryota; Oomycota; Peronosporomycetes; Peronosporales; Peronosporaceae
Exons: 1
Coding region: 34-702 (222 amino acids)
Source: RefSeq, a predicted model, not a curated record
CUAUUUCGGUGCAGAAGGUCUUAUAAUUCUUCAAUGCUGCAGGCACUACCACCGCAUUGGCAGCUGUUACUGGUGUGCGGCUUCUCGUUCUGCAUCGGACUUGCAUCGGCCCAAGUCUACUCGCAAGGGGCAUUUAGCGUCGAUUUGGCUGUGGAAUCCUCUGCGGAUUCGGAAUGCGAACACGAUGAGGUACAGCUCGCAUCUGACGGGGCGAUCGCCCAAUGGGGACCAGCGCUAGGCACACGCGUGGUGCCAAACAUGACUGUGAAUGGCACUGUGGCACCCGACGGUUACGAUUUCUACCACCUUUGCGUGGGGCGCCAUGAGCACGAACACCUCAUCACAGUUGAGCUGCUGUGCGACAAUUACGACGUGUCCGAGGGUGGCGACGCAAAUUUGUAUCUCUCCAGCGAGGUCAAGUACCCACGCAUGGGACAUUCCACAUGGAUUGCGCAGCGCCGCGGUGACGAGUUUGUCAAACUUUUCACAUAUCUUGACGGAUUUCCUCGCAAAAACGAGGACGGUGGCCGUCGCUGGAUCGCGCUGCAUAUUGGGGUCUUCGGUGCAGGAAACGUUGACACAAGCUAUGACCUCAUAGUCUCUGUCACGGACCUGCCGAAUACGCCAGACAUUCUGUUAAGGCAGGAGUUUUACACGCAACAGCACAACCAGGCACGAAAGCAAAGACUUCGCCGAGGGUAG